UCCUCCUCCUCUUUCUGCUCUCCAAGCGCGUGGGGACCUCUAUAUACCACCACCUCCUCUUCUCCUCUUCUCUUCUCUUCAACCACUCCUCAUUCUCAGAUCCAAAUCUCUCAAUCUCUGCUGGUCUCUGUUGAGUUCUCAGUGUUCAUUUUCUAGUUUACAAUGCCUAGUCUCUUGUUAAGGGUCUCCCUCAUACUUCAUCUCAUUCAUACCAUGCUUAACUACCUUCCUGAUAAGCUUAGAUCUUUGCUGAAGAGUUUUUGGUUCAGUGCUAAGCAUGAAGAUGAGUGUAAAACAACAGUACAGAAGAACGGGAAGGCAGUGGACCAGUUUGAGCUUUCAAGAGUUUUUGAGAUGUUUGAUCAUGAUGGAGAUGGGAGGAUUAGUAGGAAGGAGUUGCAUGAGUCUCUUGACAACCUUGGGAUAUUUAUAUCGGAAGAGGACUUGUCGGUGAUGAUCGAAAAGAUCGAUGUGAAUGAAGAUGGGUGUGUUGAUAUGGAGGAGUUUGGGGAGCUUUACAAGAGUAUUGUUGGAGGAGGAGGGAGGGAGGAGGUGGAGGAGGAUGUGAAGGAGGCUUUUGAUGUGUUUGAUGUGAAUGGGGAUGGGUAUAUCAGUGUGGAGGAGCUUCGAUCGGUGUUGUCGUCGCUUGGGCUCCGGCAAGGAUGGACUAAGGAGGAUGUUAAGGGGAUGAUUGGGAAGGUGGAUGAGGAUGGAGAUGGGAGAGUGAGCUUUGAGGAGUUUAAGGUGAUGAUGAAGAGUGGGGGGUUUGUUGGUUCACUUUGAUGAUUUGGAGAUGAAGUAUGAAUUCAUGACUGCUUGAAAGGUUUGUAUAUAUUUUGCUUGAUGAGAGACUUCAUUUCUGUUAAUGAAGUGUAAGAAUUAUGUUACUUUAGUUCUUGGAUGUUCAGGAAUAUGAAUUUAAUUAAAGUUUGAUUAUUUCUUCUUUUUA
Messenger RNA from Dioscorea cayenensis subsp. rotundata (Guinea yam), 949 nucleotides. RefSeq names its product calmodulin-like protein 7. The coding region runs from base 163 to 783 and encodes 206 amino acids. The record is from RefSeq and is a predicted model, not a curated record. Gene Ontology annotation, molecular function: calcium ion binding. The transcript has a single exon. NCBI's taxonomy places the organism in Eukaryota, Viridiplantae, Streptophyta, Magnoliopsida, Dioscoreales, Dioscoreaceae.